UUUCACCUGUUUGAAGAAGGCUGUGGUAGCUGUUUGACAAAUCCACAUUUUUAUCAGCAAUUUGUACUGCCCAUCAAAAGUCUCUACUUAGUUGAAAACAACGAAUGGUCACCGGAAUUAUUUUUCAGUCAUUACAUUGUUUUAGUCUGAAAGAGUAUGUUUCGGGUGUUGUCUUUAUUAUUUGAACUCAGUCAUGUCUGUUGUCCUGAAAUUGUUAGCUAUAAGAGCUGUACAGUGGUAACUACCAUAAAGAGCCGGCUUGUGCUGUGUAUGAAGUUUAAUUUAUUCAAAAGUCAUGUAACUACGACAUAUUUCUGACACUCUAUGGUUGCUAUAAUGUUGAUUUUCAUGAUUUCAGUCAUGCCCUCAUACUUCCCAGUUACUGUAGAAUACUUUUUAGAAUAUUUCUGAUACUGUAAUGUUGCUGAAAAACCUGAGUGUGAUCAGGUGAAAUGACUUUUGUCUGGACCUAACACUGGAGAGCCUGUGUUCGAAUGUCCCGUAAUGGCACCGUAAUGGUGUUAUGUUGCAGACACCAAGUGACGGGAUCUUGACUGAACCUUCUGGAGACCAAGAAGGGAGUGAGAGAUCCACUUCAUCCUUACAACAGACACCAAGUGACCUGACUGAACCCUCUGGAGACCAUGAAUGGAGUGAGAGAUCCACUUCAUCCUUACAACAGACAUCAAGUGACAGGUACCUGACUGAACCCUCUGGAAACCAAGAAUGGAGUGAGAGAUCCACUUCAUCCUUACAACAGACACCAAGUGACCUGACUGAACCCCCUGGAGACCAUGAAUGGAAUGAUAGAUACACUUCAUCCUUACAACAGACAUCAAGUGACAGGUACCUGACUGAACCCUCUGGAAACCAAGAAUGGAGUGAGAGAUCCACUUCAUCCUUACAACAGACACCAAGUGACCUGACUGAACCCUCUGGAGACCAUGAAUGGAGUGAGAGAUCCACUUCAUCCUUACAACAGACACCAAGUGACCUUACUGAACCCUCUGGAAACCAAGAAUGGAGUGAGAGAUCCACUUCAUCCUUACAACAGACAUCAAGUGACAGGUACCUGACUGAACCCUCUGGAAACCAAGAAUGGAGUGAGAGAUCCACUUCAUCCUUACAACAGACACCAAGUGACCUGACUGAACCCCCUGGAGACCAUGAAUGGAAUGAUAGAUACACUUCAUCCUUACAACAGACAUCAAGUGACAGGUACCUGACUGAACCCUCUGGAAACCAAGAAUGGAGUGAGAGAUCCACUUCAUCCUUACAACAGACACCAAGUGACCUGACUGAACCCUCUGGAGACCAUGAAUGGAAUGAUAGACACACUUCAUCCUUACAACAGACACCAAGUGUUCCGAUCCUGAUGAAACCUUUUGAAGAUCAAGAAAGGAGUGGAAGAUCCACUUCUUCCUUACAACAGACACCAAGUGACCUGACUGAACCCUCUGGAGACCAUGAAUGGAAUGAGAGAUAAAUUCUCAAAAUUCUCAAAUUUUCAAAAUUCUCAUUAUUUCCUGGAAUAUCUUAUUUUGAUUAUUUUAUUUUUCCAUUUUUAAUAAAUAAUGCCUUCUUUUACAGGUGGGAAUAAGAGACGCGCGUGGACAGAUUAUGAAGUGAAGGCUGUUGAGCGACAUAUGUUUGAUUUCAUAACAAGCCAUAAAGUUUCAGGUAAAACGAGCUGUGAGUCCUGUCUCCACGCAGAGCCAGCAGCUCUGAACGACAGAGGCUGGGUGUCCAUCAAAAACUACAUCCACAACAGGAUAUAACUGCAUUAAAAAGGGAAAUGAAUGGCUAGUCCAUUGAAAUGCGAGCACGUCUGGGUACAUUUCAGUUCAAGUUAACUAAAGCAAUAGCAAUGGUGCAUUUAGGGUGGGAUGGUCAAUUAUGGAUUUCAUAUUUGUUGUUGGAUACUGUGUUUCACGUUUGUUGUUUCAUGAUCUUCAAGAGCAAUUUGGAAAAUCCUUGAAGAUGUAUGAACAUGUAAAUUAUACUGUAUAUCAGGCAUGUCCCGAUCUGGGCCUGGAGGGCCACUGUCGUGCCUGUUUUCCAGCUCUCCCGGCUGCAUCACACCUGUUUCAGAUGAUCAGUUCAUCAGUCAGCUCUGAUGCAGCAUUAGAACAUCCUGGGAGAGCUGGAAAACAAAAAGACAGCGGCCCUUGAGGACCGACUUUGGACACUCCUGCUGUAUAUAAACGUACGUACGAUAUACAAACUUCUCACAAAAGAUAGGCUUAUUAGGUUUGAGGUGAUAUUUUGGAAAAACCCUAAAACAUUUGAAUUCAUCCUAUUUCAAGAAUUUCAAUACUUUUUGAAAAGUUGCUUUUGUCUAACGGUAGCUAAAGAAGUUGCUACACACAUGGCACAAUAUAUGGCCAGAUUCAUUAAAAAUUCUUCAUCGCAGUAUUCACAUUUUGACAUAAUCUUCUUCAGUUCAAACAACCCUCAUCUAUUGCAGUGCUUUGUGUCAUGGAGAGGAGGUGGCAUGUUUUCUGUGUUCAUAAUUUCAUAUUGUCAGCAAUUAAAAAAUAAGAAAGUGGACUGACCACAUAUUUAACCGUCUCUUCUUCUUCACAGCUUAUUUUACUAUCUUGUAUUAUUAAUGUGAAUAUUUGAGGGAUGACGGGUAUAACGACUGUUUGGCACAUUCGCCUCACAGUUCAGCAAUUGAUAUUUGAAUGUUUGAAUCUGGGCAUCCUUCCUUUGUAGAGUUCUCCCCAUGCCCGAGCAUGACAAUUGGACACAUGUGCCUAACAUAUACUGUUGGUAUGUAACAUGAGUCAAUUUAAAAAUACACACUUUACUCUUAGCUGGUCUUCAUAAGUCAUAUAUACUUGAAAAUGAUGUGUAUCCAGGGGGCUCAAAAUUCACAAAAACAUGAAAUGGUAGUGUGUUUGAGGUGACUGUCUCCAUAAUACACAAAAACCUGUCAAUGUCCUCAUAUGUAGUAGUUUUGUCAUAAAUCAAAAAAAAAUUACGUCCUAGCCAAAAUCUGAGUAGAUGGCUGUCUUCCUGAUUUUUUUUCAUGGUUACCAUAUUUUUUUGGAGCCUGUAGGACCACGGGAAAGGCAUGUACCCAUAUGUCGGGUGAACAAACGGACGUCCUGAAAAUGCACCAAAACACGUAUGUGUGUGUGUGUGUGUGUGUGUGUGUGUGUGUGUGUGUGUGUGUGUGUGUGUGUGUGUGUGUGUGUGUGUGUGUGUGUGUGUGUGUGUGUGUGUGUGUGUGUGUGUGUGUGUGUGUGUGUGUGUGUGUGUGUGUGUGUGUGUGUGUGUGUGUGUGUGUGUGUGUGUGUGUGUGUGUGUGUGUGUGUGUGUGUGUGUGUGUGUGUGUGUGUGUGUGUGAGAGAGAGAGAAAA
Hippocampus zosterae (dwarf seahorse) is the source of this 3368-nucleotide messenger RNA. Its product is annotated as cell surface glycoprotein 1-like. Lineage: Eukaryota; Metazoa; Chordata; Actinopteri; Syngnathiformes; Syngnathidae. The record is from RefSeq and is a predicted model, not a curated record. The coding region runs from base 524 to 1486 and encodes 320 amino acids. The transcript is spliced from 13 exons.